AUGGCUUCACAAAAUUCUAGUUCUACCGUUGAGGCGAGACUUGCGGCCGUGGAGAAGCUAGCACAGCGAGCCUACGAUCGAGGAGAGGUAGAGAACGUGUUCAGCAAGUAUAUGCAUCUUCACAACGUGUUCCAAGACGAACAGAUCAAGUCGCUGUGGGUCAAGCGAGGUACCCCUGGAGUCCACGCUCAGUAUACCAACGUCGGAGUGUACACCGACUACGACAGCAUUAUGGCCUACCAUAGCGGUCGACCGUCGCCUCCCGGAAAACUGAUUCUACACGAAACUACUACCCCAUUAAUCGAGGUUGCAGGCGACGGCGAAACUGCCAAGGGGUUUUGGCUAAUGGCCGGAGUUGAAAGUGGCCUAGCUGACCCCAAGAACGUGGGGACCAUGCCCGAGUUUCUCUACGAACCCGAAGACAAGAAUGUCGACGGGAAGCGAGUCUGGACUCACUGGGUCUGGUGCCACUAUGCCUUGGACUUUCUAAAACAGGAUGGACAGUGGAAGAUCUGGCAUUUCCGUUGUCUCGAAGUGACUCGUGCACCAUUUAGUGAGAACUGGAUCACGUUUGCCAAGAAGAACCAGUUGGCGUUUGAUAAGGACCUUGCGUACUUUGGAAACGACGGCAAAGCUGUCUUUAUGCCGACGCCUGAUGCCAAGCCAGAAAAGGUCAGUUAUGCGAAUCAUUUGGGAUAUGUACCGGACUAA
Molecule: messenger RNA, 711 nt
Organism: Fusarium musae
Lineage: Eukaryota; Fungi; Ascomycota; Sordariomycetes; Hypocreales; Nectriaceae
Exons: 3
Coding region: 1-711 (236 amino acids)
Source: RefSeq, a predicted model, not a curated record